Molecule: messenger RNA, 1861 nt
Organism: Hydractinia symbiolongicarpus
Lineage: Eukaryota; Metazoa; Cnidaria; Hydrozoa; Anthoathecata; Hydractiniidae
Product: endoglucanase A-like
Exons: 1
Coding region: 48-1799 (583 amino acids)
Biological process (GO): carbohydrate metabolic process
Molecular function (GO): hydrolase activity, hydrolyzing O-glycosyl compounds
Source: RefSeq, a predicted model, not a curated record
GUAGCUUCUGGGUAUCAUUUUCAAGUUUCUCCUCUAAACACAGCACGAUGUAUCAAUUUUUUAUUUUUGUGUUGUUGCUAGGAAAUGUGACGUGUGCUUGUUUGAAUAAUUUCAAACAAAAGUCCCAAAGUAAGUGGAAAGAAGGCGGACAGUGGAAAAUCCGCGCAGAUGUGAGUCCGGACAUUGUUGGAUUUCUUACGGAUUGGAAAGUAGAAAUCGUAUUCGCAGCACCUUUAGCGAAAGAUAUUGAAGUCUGGGUAGUUAAUGGAGCCGGUUGGACUAACGGCAAAUCAUCAAUCGUUUUAACACCGAAAUCAUACAACCGACGGAUAAGCGAUCGUUUCACGCUCUCGUAUACCGCAACUUUUGACCAAGAUUUAGGUUUAAACCACAUUAAAUGUCUUCAGUUUUGCGGUAAAUUAUCGCAAACAGGUAAACAAACUUGUUCUACUGGAACGUUACCUUCAAAAGCUCCAACUACCACGAAUAAAGGGUCGUGUUCAGGAAGUUAUAAUUAUAAUGAGGUGUUAGAAAAAUCAAUUUUGUUUUACGAGGCACAGCGUUCUGGAAAAUUACCUUCAGACCAACGAGUUAAAUGGAGAAAAGAUUCCGCGCUUAAAGACGGAUCCGACGUCGGUUUGGAUUUGUCGGGUGGAUAUUACGACGCCGGUGAUUACGUAAAGUUUGGAUUUCCUAUGGCUAGCACGAUAACUGUUUUAGCAUGGGGCAUGCUCGAUUUUAAAGAUGGCUACAAGCGGGCUGGGCAGUAUGAUCAUGGCUUGAAAACAUUGAAAUGGGGAACCGAUUAUUUCAUCAAAUGUCAUACAUCGAAAUAUGAAUUUUAUGGACAGGUUGGGGAGGGAGAUUUGGAUCAUGCGUUUUGGGGAAGACCAGAAGAGAUGACAAUGAAGCGACCGUCGUUUAAAAUUGACACUAAAAAUCCUGGUUCUGAGAUAGCUGCUGAGACAGCUGCUGCAUUAACGGCUAGCUCUCUCGUCUUCCGUGAAAGUGGUGAUACAGCAUACGCAGACAAACUUUUGAGGCAUGGAAAAGAUUUGUACGAGUUUGCAACAAAAUAUCGCAGAGCGUACCAUGUAUCGAUAAAAGACGCUCAAAAGUUCUAUAAAAGUUACUCUGGCUUCAAAGAUGAGUUAGCGUGGGCGAGUUUAUGGUUGUAUAAAGCGACAAAAGAUAAAUCGUACGCGAACGCGUAUCUGCAGGAGUUCGAUCAAGAAGUAUACAACAUUGAUGUAGGUGAAUUCUCCUGGGAUAACAAAUGGAUGGGAGCAAAGGUGCUUGCUUCACAAUUAAAAAUAACUGGGAAGGACUAUCUACGAAAUCUUAAAACAUUGUUACAGUCAUCGAAAAAAACUCCAAAGGGGUUAUUCUUCGUCAUGAAAUGGGGAUCCAACAGACAUGCCGCUAACUUGGCGUUCUUGUCGUUGGUAGCCUCACGUAUUAAAGAUUCUGCAUUUUAUGAAAAAUUCGCCCGAGAGCAAUUAAAUUACAUGCUUGGUGACUCAGGGCGUAGUUAUGUUGUUGGUUUUGGGAUGCACCCGCCCCAACGCCCUCACCACGCAAGUAGCUCUUGCCCACUGUAUGGCAAAUGCGACUGGAGCAAUUUUAAUAGUCCAAAACGCAACCCAAUGACAUUAUACGGGGCGUUGGUAGGAGGUCCUGAUCAAAACGACCGCUACAAGGAUGAAAGGGACGAGUACGUACAAAAUGAAGUCACGUGUGAUUACAAUGCUGGUUUCCAGUCCGCACUUGCAGGUUUAAUUCAACUUGGAAAAUGUUAAGCAGUUAUCCGCUUUUUGUGUUUUAUUAAACAAGGAUUUAAUAAAAAAACAAUUUGCAUUGA